Lingula anatina is the source of this 641-nucleotide messenger RNA. RefSeq lists its product as uncharacterized. The record is from RefSeq and is a predicted model, not a curated record. Lineage: Eukaryota; Metazoa; Brachiopoda; Lingulata; Lingulida; Lingulidae.
UAUAGGUGAAAAUAUUCAUUAAGUUUGAUUCUCAUAUAACAGGUUAAUGACAGUGUCAAUCUAUGCAUUGGUGGUCGCCCAAUGUGUGCCCGUUGUCGUGACAUAGACACCCACUACCAUUAUUAUGCAACAGGAGACAGGUAUAAUACCGACCACGACUGUAGCUGGGAGAAUGGCUUGGUCUGUACUAGCGACGUCAACGGGAAGACCUGCAAGGACUACGAGGUGAAUUUUAAAUGUCCAAACAUAGGCACGUGUCCUGCAUGCGCUAAAUGGACUCCCUGGAUGGACAGAGACAACCCCAGCGGUAACGGAGACGCUGAGCACGUGGGACCAACGGGCUUUAAUCCGUGCUCCGGCCAUGAACCAAUUGAUAUCCAGUGUCGCGUGACAGGAACCAAUCAGCCGUGGGAUCAGACGGGUCAGGUGAUCAAAGUGAAGUGCACGUCCUCUGAAGGGUUCGUCUGCGAGAACAGCGACCAGCCAAGUGGAGAAUUUUGCAAAGAUUACGAAGUCCGUUUUCUGUGUCCGUAACUUAUGUCACUCGUUUGUUUUCACUGAAGACGGGGGGAAGACGGUGGGGAAACCCAAAUGACAAGCCAUUUCCUGGUGAAUGACACACAUUGCAAUCUGAAAAUAGU